AUGAAAAUGGCAAACAGCUCCAUUAUUCCCAUCAAGUUUUUGAUACUUGUAGGUCUUGCAAACAUUUGUGUUUCACAGGAUUUUGAUUUUUUCUACUUUGUACAACAGUGGCCAGGCUCAUCCUGUGACACAAAGCAAGGUUGCUGCUUUCCUCAGACAGGAAAACCAGCCUCCAAUUUCACCGUUCAUGGCCUUUGGCCUAAUUUCAACAAUGGAUCAUUUCCAUCCAAUUGCAAAUCUGUAGAAAACUCCUUCGACGAAUCCAAGAUGAGUGACAUAGUUCCAAGAGCAGAAACAAGUUGGGCAGCAUUCUCUUGUCCAAGCAAGAAGAAGACAAACAGCACAAACAGCGACAACAUGAAGCUCUGGAAACAUGAAUGGGACAAACAUGGCACUUGCUCCCACUCUGUUCUUCACCAACAUGCAUACUUUGACUUCACUUUGAACCUCAAGGACCACAUUGACCUCCUUCAAAUCCUUCUAAAUAAUGGAAUCAAACCAGAUGGAAAGAACUACAGCGUUGAAAAGAUAAGACAAGUUAUAAAAGAAGCAACAGGGUUUGAAGCUGGCAUAAGAUGCAAUACAGAUGCUUCUGGUAAUAGCCAGCUUAAUGAGAUAGUUCUUUGUGUUGAUAAAUCAGCAGCCUCCAGAAGCUUCAUUGAAUGUCCAAUACUACCAGAUGCAAAUUGUCCAGACAAUGUUGAGUUCCCCAUCUUCUAG
Molecule: messenger RNA, 720 nt
Organism: Arachis duranensis
Lineage: Eukaryota; Viridiplantae; Streptophyta; Magnoliopsida; Fabales; Fabaceae
Product: ribonuclease 1-like
Exons: 4
Coding region: 1-720 (239 amino acids)
Biological process (GO): RNA catabolic process
Cellular component (GO): extracellular region
Molecular function (GO): ribonuclease T2 activity; RNA binding
Source: RefSeq, a predicted model, not a curated record